ACCGAGAGAAUACAUAUUACAUAUAAAGCUGUAUUAAUUGGUUGCUCACUUAGUUUCUAGCUCCUCUUCUUUCAUUGCAAUGUCUACACCAGCGGAAUACUAUCGAUCGCUGCCACCAGUGAGCAAGACCUAUGGAGUUGCCUGCUUUAUGACUGCAGCUGCCUUGUACUUGCAACUUUAUAAUCCAUGGAACAUUGCGCUUGAUUAUGGCCUCGUCAUAAAACGUUUCCAGGUUUGGAGGCUUAUUACCAGUUUCUUCUUCCUGGGGCCCUUUUCAUUCCCGUUUGCUUUUCGUCUUAUAAUAAUAGCAAGAUAUGGUGUGGGAUUGGAGAGAGGACCGUUUGACAAGAGAACGGCAGACUAUGUUUGGAUGUUGGUAUUUGGUGCCAUUUCACUUCUGGUGAUGGCUGUUGUUCCAUAUUUGUUGUCUCCGUUUAUGGGACCUUCUGUGGUUUUCAUGAUCGUGUAUGUAUGGUCCCGUGAGUUCCCAAAUGCACGUAUCAACAUAUAUGGGCUUGUGUCCUUGAAGGGAUUUUAUCUGCCUUGGGCACUGCUGGGUCUGGAUUUGAUUUUUGGAGAUCCUUUGAAGCCAGACAUUCUAGGGAUGGUUGCAGGACAUCUCUAUUACUUUCUAACCGUACUUCAUCCUCUUGCUGGUGGAAAAUUAAUGCUCAAGACUCCUCUCUGGGUGCACAAAUUGGUAUCCUUCUGGGGUGAGGGAACCCAAAUCAAUUCCCCGGUGGAACGCAAUCCUCACGCCGGAGUUGCGUUCCGGGGAAGAAGCUUCCGACUCAAUGGUCGAACAACCACUCCACAACAAUCAACUCAGGAACCUUUUAAUAAUCAGCAGCAGGCAGCAGCUGGUGGAGUUGCAUUCCGUGGAAGAAGCCAGCGCCUCAACGGUCGUUAAUUACCUAAUCAUCUAGCCAGCGCCUACUCGCAUAUGAUAAAUCAUGUAUUUUCUAAUCAACGUUGUGUACGUACAUUUGCACAUACGAACCCUUUUCUAUUCGGUAUACAUGCAUGGUUACAAUUUACAAACAAAGCUAUGUUCAAAAGACUGGGGGCAUGUGAAAUCCGAAUGCGUUGACCCACGACGACAAGAACUACCAACAAAAAUGAAACAAAUGGAAAAUGACUAUUCCUAUGUUGGCCAUAGCGAAGCUAAUCGACGACAUGCAUUGAAAAGGUUGAACUACCAAGUCAACUUGUCCACAUUGACUUAAUAAAUGUUGUUGUCCCUUUUUCAACUCUACUGUAUACGCGACUUUAUGAAUCAUAUGAUGUGAGGUUGAAAUCCUUUUCUUUAAUAAGAACGCGUUUAUUUGAUUUAGG
Molecule: messenger RNA, 1335 nt
Organism: Prunus mume (Japanese apricot)
Lineage: Eukaryota; Viridiplantae; Streptophyta; Magnoliopsida; Rosales; Rosaceae
Product: derlin-1.1-like
Source: RefSeq, a predicted model, not a curated record